CAUAUUUGAGCACAGAGAUGGGGGAUGUGCCGCCAUCCUACUUCCGACCGACGCUUUUCUGUUUCUAGUGCUUAAGAGUCGCCGCCGGCCCGCCGGCGUUCUUGCCGGUUGGCACCCUAAACGCCGCUUCAAUAAAAGAGAGAGAGAGAGAGAGAGAGGCUGUGCUUCCAUGGAGACGGAGGUGGUGGAGCUAUCGCUCCCGGAAGGCGAUGUAGCGGUCCAGACAGACGAAGAGCACUGGAACGCUUAUUUGGAGGAGGAGGAUAAACGGAAAGAUACAGAUGAUAGCGACGGCGAUAUGGAGGACAAGCCCUUGGAUUCUUUAGUCACGGUGGUUCACGAGGACAAAUUGAAGGAAGUUCUAAGGAACCUGUGUUUCGAGGAGCCGAAGAUCGUGAUCGAUGCUUCGAAGGAGUUCGUUCGACUGCUUCGCGGCGCAUCCGGUGAGGAGUUUCUUCGCCAGUACGUUCAGGCAUCGCCCUCGUGCCAGGAACUCUGGGAUGCUUGGAAGUUGCAGAGGGAAAAAUCGGCCCUAACCCGCGUUUGGUUGUUAAUCGCCACGAUCUUGGAACAUCCCGGAGGUAAGGAGACGCUCGUUGAGUCUGCUGGAUCGAGAGGGGGUGGCAUCACGAUUGAUCCUGCCGCGAAGUCGAGGCAUGCGAUAAGGAAGAAACUUGACAAAUUCGCUCGCAGCAUCGUGGAAGAUAAGUUGGAUGAUGUUUAUGGGGCGCUUAGCAGUAAGGAAACAAGCCGGAGAAAAGCUGCAUUAUCGCUCAUGGCUGCUGUUGUUAGGCGAGGACCUGGUUUCGCUCAUGAAGUUGUCAGGAAAUUCGAUUUUUCGAUGAAGGCUUUUGUGGAGCUCGCAGAAACUAAGCCUAGGAAGAUGGGGACUAAAGCCAAGAAGGAGGAAAAAAAGAAGAAACCAUCUACUAGACCGGCGUUUAUUGAAUUUGCAAUGGCGUUCCUGCAAGCUAGUGAUCCUAGGGCAUUGCGGUGGGUUCUUCAGAAGAGGGAGCUAUGUGCUGGAGUGCUACAUAGUCUCAGCAGAGACGAUGACAAAACAAUCAGCUUCGUUCUUUGUACGUUGCAGAACAAGGUUCUUUCUGCAGAGUCGUUGGUUCCGCCGAGUCUUCAGAGUGUGCUUUUAGGCGACGCUACUCUCGAGCAGUUGAGUGAUAUUUCAGGCAACCCAGAUGGUGGGGAUGCUGCAGAGGCUGCUCACAGGACGCUCAUGAUGGUUUGUACCGAUCCUUCUCAUGGAUUAAUGCCAGAAUCCAGUGAUAAUUUAACUAAGCCAGGACGUUUGGCUGGUAGAAGCACAUUGAAGGGUAAUCCAGGGCGUCUCCUUCGUUUGAUGCUGAGGUUAAGGCCGUUGGAGGUUGCGUAUCAUAAAGACCUACUAUUAGCUAUAGUUGGCGGAAGACCAUCUAUAGCUGCAUUAUACAUGGACUCUUUUCCGUAUAAUUUGGAGCCACGCCCAUCUCCUCAUUGGUUCUCGUCUAUAUUGCUUGCUUCAGAUUUAGUUUCUGCUGUAAAUGUGGGUACCUGCUUGUUUUCGUCCAUUCCCCUACGGAUUGAGCCGCCGAACUUGGAUAGCUCUGGAAUGCAAACCAUAUUGAAGUGCAUUUUGCCUUCUCCAUUGACUCGUCUAGUUAUUAACAGGGGUUUACUCCAUUCGAAUGUUUUGGUGAGACAUGGUUCACUGAGAAUUCUGCUCGAGGCGUUGAAGUCAAUGGAUAACAUAAUAGCUGCCAUAAAUAUCAAAAUUGGCAGCACAACAAGCAGGCGAGAUGCAGGUAGUACGAAAGGCAGAGUGCCCAGUCAAGUAAAAGAUAGUGAAGGUUUCCCAAAAAUAAUUGGUUUUUCAGGUUCUGGCGCUUUUCCAAAAAUUGAUGAAUAUCUAUCUACAUCAUCAUCUGCCAACAUAAAGGCAGAUGGCUCGCUGCUUCAAAGAUGGUCAUCUUUUAGACAAGGAUUGCAAGAUGAAUUUAGAGCCAUCCUGCCGGAUCCUCAAGUUCUUUUGAAGUUAUUAUCUUCAUUGAGCUGUAGCCAGGCAUUCACAAGAAAACCCUUAAAAAGAAAGGAAUUGACUACUUCACAUGAAACUAGUAAGGCUGCCAAGAGAUCCAAGUCCAACAAGGCUAGCGAAGAUGUUGACAUCUUUAUUAGUGGGAUUGCAAGUGAAGUCAGAGUGUCUCAAUCUGGGGAAUAUGGGAUAGUUGAUGAUACACAUCCCAAAGAAGAUGCAGAUGAAAUGCAAAAUACUUCUAUGAUUGCCUGGAUCUGGUCUCUUGACGAUUUGUCAUUUUUUGGUGAUGAACCAUGGAAUAUUGAAAGUUAUUUUCAUUCUAAGCUGCUUGAUGCAGUUACUCUUUAUAUGAGAACGAUCCCUGAUUCAUUAGUUGAGGGAUCAUAUGAUUUUUUUAAGAUUCUUCCCAGUGAUCCAAUGACAUUGAGCACCUGCCAGGUGCAGUCCCUUUUGUCAUUAUUAUUGGAGUACGUUCAGCAAUAUCCUAGAAGCAGGACUGCCACCAAAGGACAUGAGUUAAGAUACAAGCAUUUGCAACCUUUGAUUAAGCUGAUGCUGUAUUCACCAACAGCAGGGAUUAGAAAUCAGGCUUGUGUUUUGGCUCGGGAGGCAAUGUUGAGCACAGGUGCCUUUGAUGGGAAUGUGUCGGAAAUUGAGUCGUGGUUCAUGUCUCUUCCUGCAUAUGUCAGUGGCAGAGGUUCUGCAAGCAGCUCACCAUCUGAUACUCUUGAAAGCAUGACAGCGGUUCUGGUACCAUUUUUCUGUGAUGCAGUCUCUACUGUUGGGAACAACUUACACAAGUAUCUUCAUCAAUUAUGUGAUAAUCUUGAAAACAUCACUUCUUCUGAAGAUACUCCUGACUUUGGUCCACUGAUCCUCUGUAUACUACAGAAGUGCAUGCGAGUACUUGAAUCUGAUACCAAAACCUUCAAGCUUAUUGAUCGUUGCAUGAUCUCAUCAUACGUGGGCAACUCACUGAAGCUCUUGCUACAGAUUCAGUUAGGUUCAGGAUUGUUGGCUUCUCUCAUCAUCUCCAUUUUGACUGAAAAAUUUUGUAAGGAUCCUAGCGUCAAAGUUAAUUCCCAUGAGUUGCACUGUGAGUGGAGGCCAUUGAUGAACCUCCUUUGUUUUGCUCAAAGCAUGAAGUGCCAGGAUAUAUGUAAACCAAAGCCCAUUGCUUUGAAGCCAGUGAAUGGACAUGGUGGUUCCCUAACAAAAGCAGUUUACAAAGCAUUGAAAAUGGUAAAAGAAGGUCAUAAUGAGCCUCCAGUGAAGGUUGCAGCAGCUCUGUGUUCCUCUUUACUUUGUGCAGAUCUAGAAGAUCUAGUACAUAACUUCCCUGCUCUUCUUGUUGUUUUCAAAAGUUGUUUUGGGGAUGGAUUUGAGUUUCUAUUUUCUACGUGUUCUAUUGAACAUGGUCUUUUGGCCCAAAUUUCUAGGCAAUGGUCUGAUAUUUUUCCCGGUCAAAAAAUCAGAGCAACUGUCACCAUAGAUGAUGACACAGAAGCUAAUGAAGUUUUUCAGGGUAACAGCUUGAUGACAUCCUCUGAGGACACUACACUGGUUUCUGGCUUUUCAGAUGAAUUUACUGUCUCUGCAUUCAAUCUGUUUCUGCGGCGCAUGCCUUUAUGCAUUAUAUUACCCACAAUAAUAUGUUUUGGUGAUUCAAGGCCACUUGAUCGUUCUGAAAUUACAGAUCUGCUCAAGUCCAAAAUAUCAGAAGCUUCAAGUGGUAAUAUCAUCCUGUUGUUAAGGUUCAUCUUAUUCUGGCUUCAUCAGGUAGAGUUGUACUAUGGAAUUGCACCAUCUAGCUAUUUGGAGCAACAAAUAUGUUUGUGCUUUCUUCUGAUAGAAGUUUUGCUGAUUCAAACACUGGCAUCAACUUUUGAUCCCGUUACCUCACAAUUUGGACAAGCAGAUUCUAACACAUUGAUUGUUGAAGUUGUGGAUAUUAUUUUUCAUCAUCCUGCAGUAACCAUGUUCCUUUUGCACCCCACUUGUACCAACAAGGAUAAGACGAGAAGUGUAGGGAAUGGUUUCAAAGACUUUCUUUUUACUUCCAAGCAGUAUGUUAGUCCUAUUGACCUCUGUGUCUUGCACCUUUUGAGAAAUAUUGCUGAUUCCAUAUCAAAACAAAAUACAAGUACUGCAUGCAGUGUUCAUGACAUCCACAAUGCCGUCAAGAAUGCCUGCAGGAACUUGCUUCAAAGGCUACUUGCGGUCUUUAGGGAGGACUUUGAGUGGUGUAUACUUGAAAACAGGAACCAGGUGCCAUGUUUUGCUAGUUGGUAUGUUCUUUCCGAGUCAUUGCAAUAUAUAUCUCCUUUUGUUUUGCUGGAAACUGCUAAUUGGGUUUUCUGCAAAAUGGAAAUGCAUGGGACACAUACAUUGGCUGUGUUUUCUCCUGUCUCUGCUGGGAUGUACAUUGCUGAAAUGGCAUUUAAGAUGUUACCAAGUUAUCUUGUCCAUGGAAGUGAAAAUAGGAGCACAUGCAGUUUAUUUUGGGAAAGUUCAGUUCAAAGCUUGGAUCUUUGCCUUGUCGAAAAGGUUUAUUUUAGGGUCCUUGACUUCUCCAUGAGCUAUCAGUUGGAAAAUGCUGAUUUAUGCUUAUUGAAUGCUGUUGUUGCUGCAAAAAUAAUUAAUAAAACAGCUCAACCUCAAGUUGCUCAUCUUCCAUUGAGUAUGGCGAUGUUGAGGAUGAUUACUGAAAGUCCCAUUGAAAUGGUUGUGCACUGCAUGCAUAAGAUAGACAAAGUAAAGUCAAAGCUAUUGUCACUAAUCACAGAGAUGAGUCCUCAUCAUUUGAACUAUUUUGGAAAGAUAUUCUUAUCAAUGGUAAACAAAAAAGGCGUUCCUGGUAUGGAUAUUCUUGUUAGCUUAGAGCAGAUAAAGAAGAUAGUAGAACAGUACUCAGUUUUGGGUACUGAAGAUAAAGUGAUGCUGUUGCCCACUGUCCAUUUGUAUUUCUCAAGCUUAUCAAAUUUGGACAAGGACCAUGCUGAAGUUAUUACUGAGUUCGUUUCAGGGUUUCUACUGGAUGGCUCUUUGGAUUGGCAGAAUUUUGUUACUAGCAGCAUCUUCCUGAUAGACCCUAAUGAAGUUUCGUUCACAUCUACAAUUGAACUACCACACCUUUUCAGCUUCAGUGUACUUGGAAAAUUUGUUCAUCUGUUUCAUUACUAUAUUGAUGAAAACUUAGACAACAAAAAAUGGAGAAAAGCAUUAUUCAAUUCUGUUUUUACAAGCCUACCUAUGCAUGAUGAAAUUCUAAUGUGUGAUGCAAAUGAGGUUUUCAAUUGUUCAUAUGAACAGUUGCUCAAUCUUGUGAAUGGGUUUGUUGCAAAAUUGUCCUUGCUAAGGAUGCUAUUGUAUCCAAAAAGCCAUUCAGUGCAUUUUCCAGUAAUUAAGGCAGAUGAAGGAUCUAGUGGAAUGCUUUCAAGGGAGAUUAGUAGCAAAGUGAAACUGAAACCAAAGUUGUACUUUAGACUUAUGAUUUGUCUGGUUGUCACUUUGGACAAGAUUGUGCAAAGAUGCUCUUUAUCAGUAAUAUAUUCUAGUUCACAAAAAAGUGAUUAUUGUUCUUUAUUUGCAAGGUUUCUGGAAAUUACCAUAUUGAGAAAUCUAGUUGAGUUGUCUGCAGAGCUGGGUAGUGAUCCUGUGCCAGUGAAAUACCUUACAUUUCUGGAACCUUUUACUAGAUCUUCUCUAGUCUAUAGAUUUGAGGAUCCUGCUACUUUAAGGGCUAUGCGUACUAUUCUUCUUUUGUUUUCAAGAUGCAGUUUUAACUUCAAUGAUAUUCUUAAUCAUUUACUUGCACAUUCACUAUUUAUUCCAACCAUUCUGUGGUGUGAGAUGAAAGAUGAUCUCUCCUUCCAUGAUCCUCGUGAGCAUCUAUCACUCCGUUCAGCAUCCAGAGUUUUACAGCUUUUAACAUUUUAUGAUCCCAAAGGGAAUGGCGUCACUGACAAAGUGAAUACUGAAAAAACUAUCAUGGAUAUUUAUCCUGAUAUUUACCAUAGAAAACUGGAAGUGGUUAAAUUAUUGAGAGCUUUGGUUCUACUUAAAGCUCAAAAUAUAUGUCUUAGUGCCUCUGAGGAAGUUGCCUUUAAUCCCAGAGACUUGGUGUCUUUACUUUUAUCAGGAUAUGGGGCAACUAUGAAUGAAAUCGACUUGGAAGUUUGUAAACUUAUGCAUGAAAUUGAGUUUGUGGACGGAUCAGAUGGUUCUCACAUUGCUGUGAUGAAUUUUCUAUGGGGAAGUUCUGCAUCAAAAAUAAGAACAGAGCAAAUUCUUGAUAAGUUGCUGUCCGUUGAUGGAGGAGGUGGCGGCGAAAUAGAUGAAGAAUAUCAUAAGAGGACUUUCAAGGAAAACCUUGCUGUUGACUCUAGAUAUUCUUUAAUGACUGUCUUGAACUUUCCUUAUCAUCAACAUGCAUGGACUCAACCAGCUUCCCUGGACAAACUUUUGCAAGACAGCUUUGCGGAUAUGUCAUCGGCAUCAUAUGAGAAGAGAAGAGUAACUUCAUAUGACCCAGAUUUCAUUUUGCGGUUCUCGAUUCAUGGAUUGUCUAGGGGCUUCUUUGAACCUAUUGAGUUUGCAAGACUUGGUCUGCUUGCAAUUGCAUUUGUUAGCAUAGCUUCUACUGAUGAGGGGAUACGGAAAAUGGGAUAUGAUGCUCUUGGAAACUUUAAACAAUCUCUGGAGGAUAGACAAGCUGGUAAAGUUGGAUUGUCGCUUCGACUACUUCUAGCUUAUUUACAGAAUGGAAUCUUGGAACCGUGGCAGAAGAUUCCUUCUGUAAUUGCUGUUUUUGCUGCAGAGGCCUCUUUAAUUUUGAUGAAUCCACAGGAAAAUCAGUACCUUGUUGUUAAUCAAUUACUGACACGUUUCUCUAAGGUGAAUCUACAGGCUGUUCCAUUGUUCCACGCAUUGCUUGGGAGUGGCACCAUCAAUUUUCAAAGAGAUCUAGAUUGGAUUCUUCGCUUGUGUUGUGUUGGACUGAAUUUGGUUGAUGAUGCUUUGAUUGUUAAGAGAAGCUUUGUUUUUGAACUUUUGCUCAGCUUUCAUGCUUCUGCUUUGGUGAGCCAUGAGUCAAGAACGUUGAUACUACAGAUAGUGAAGAAAGCUGCUAAGUUGCCACUUUUGGUACAACACCUAGUCGAGAACUGUGGGAUAAUUUCAUGGUUGUCAUCAUUGUUGGCAUCAUGCACUCUGAAGCUGUAUGCAGCUCAAAAUACGCUUGUUUACUCAGAAAUGGUAGCUAUUUUUGAGGUCCUUACUGACAUUCUUUCGGAUAGAAGAAUAACCCUGUGGCUGAGAAAGAUUGCACUUGAGCAGCUGUCCGAGAUUUCGUCACAAAUACAUUCUAUUUUCCUGCGUGGGUCAGAAUUGCUGAAGGGCCAUACUCAAUUAUUAGACUUCUUUCUCGAGAUUCUCAUAUUAACUAUGAAAAUUUCUGCAAGGAGAAAAAUAUAUAAACCUCAUUUCAGCUUAUCGCUGGAAGGCCUGUACCAUGUCUACCUAGCUGUUGAAGGUGCCCUUUGUACCAGGAAAAAUAGAGCCACUGCUGAACUUGGGGUGAAGUGCAUACUUAUGAGCUCACCACCUGAAGCAAUGUCUACCAAGGACAAAUCUAUGAUAUUGAAGCUUGUUAUGUGGUGUAUUACCACUUCAACACAUUUGCUAUUGCAACCUAAAAAGGCAACUGAGCUGAAAAGUGCUGUUUUGAGUUGCCACAAAGAUGAUGAAAAUGAAGCCGAUAUGAGAGAAAAGCUUCUGCGGUGGAUGGCAGCUUUGGUCAUUCGUGGAGAAAUGCUGAGCAGCUCUACCUCUGUACAUAACACGGAACUGUCAAGAGCAAAGACUCUACAAAACUUACUGGAACAACAAGUGAAGGAUAGAACGAGUAUGAACCUGGCGACAGAGAGAGAAUUUGACGGCUUAUUGGCUGCGAUAAUUUUGUACUUGCAGCAACUUCAGGGCAUGCAAUGUACUGAGCUUCGCUCUGUAGUUUCUGCAAUGUGCUUACUUCUUCCAUUUGGUUCCAAAAUCUCAGGUAAUGGAGCGAUACUUCUAGAUGACAGGUUAAGCAAUCUGAUUUCAUUUCUGUCUUCACACAUUCAUUGCCCUGUAGAGACAAAUCCAGCUUGGAGAUGGUCAUAUCAUCAGCCAUGGAGGGACCUUUCAGCCGAUUCAACUGACGAGAACAAGAGAGUUGAAGUCCAGGCUUGUCAAUCUCUUCUUGUUAUUUUCUCAUAUGUCCUUAGUGGAAACAUGCCGAAGUUUCCAGUUUUAUUGGCUCAGUUGGCUGCUAGUUUUGAACUUCUCUCUUGGGACUUCACCAAUGCCUAGGAGUAUACAAUGGAGACAUGAGCUUAUUCUAUGGAAUCCAAGUAUCCGACAAACAUGCUAUGAUCUUUUCUGCAAUGAUCACGUAAAUUUGAGCUGUAGCUCAUGAAGUCCAGCGAUUCUGCGUGUUCAAGCAGAGGAAAGUAGUCUUGGCGUUCAAGCAGUCGUGCAGAUGACUACAUGGCAUUUUCGUUCCACUGUCAAGGAAGGCCCAUCGGCUGAAUUGGCUUGACCUGGAUCCGAGUUCUGUUGGCUCAAAGAAAAUGUCAUAGAGAGGGCCCGUGCACUUCCUGUGAAAUCAGGCAAGAUUUGUUGCCUGCAAUCUGAAAUUGUAUUAAAUUAUUUGCUACCAGUUUGGUGGGUGGGGCAAUCUAAUCGAACUGAUGUGAACAUGUACAUACAAAAGUGAGAAAGAAACUGAAGCUAUCUGGUUGCGGGUUCUGUUUCCUCGUGUUCAAAAGUUGUGAUCAUGACCAUGAACAUGAGACAAAUUUACUCUGUGCCAUUUUUCUUGAUGUAUUUAUGAUAUUUUUUAUUAUUUUGCA
Messenger RNA from Nymphaea colorata (pocket water lily), 8922 nucleotides. RefSeq lists its product as uncharacterized. The coding region runs from base 170 to 8380 and encodes 2736 amino acids. The transcript is spliced from 14 exons. The record is from RefSeq and is a predicted model, not a curated record. Gene Ontology annotation, cellular component: nucleolus. NCBI's taxonomy places the organism in Eukaryota, Viridiplantae, Streptophyta, Magnoliopsida, Nymphaeales, Nymphaeaceae. Gene Ontology annotation, biological process: maturation of 5.8S rRNA from tricistronic rRNA transcript (SSU-rRNA, 5.8S rRNA, LSU-rRNA); maturation of LSU-rRNA from tricistronic rRNA transcript (SSU-rRNA, 5.8S rRNA, LSU-rRNA).